Momordica charantia (bitter melon) is the source of this 628-nucleotide messenger RNA. Lineage: Eukaryota; Viridiplantae; Streptophyta; Magnoliopsida; Cucurbitales; Cucurbitaceae. The record is from RefSeq and is a predicted model, not a curated record.
CUCAUUGAAGAAGUGUACAUGGAUCUCCCAGUAGGUUACAAGCAUGUUGUGGUUGCCUCUCAGGGGGAGCGAUUGGUUUGCCGUCCUCAUAAAUCUAUUUAUGGUCUUAAGCAAGCGUCUCGCCAAUGUCAAUUUGUAUCACAGCCUCGUUGCCCACAUCUUGAUGCUGCUUAUCAUCUUCUGCGCUACUUGAAAGGUUGUUCUGGGCAAGGUUUAUUUCUUUCCAGUUUGUCAUCUUUUCAAAUUCGGGCUUUCUGUGAUGCUGAUUGGGCAUCUUGCUUGGAUUCGAGAAAGUCUACAACCGGGUUUUGCAUCUUCCUUGGUGAGUCUCUUGUGUCUUGGAAGGCCAAAAAGCAAACCACGGUCUCUCGCUCCUCUGCCGAUGCUGAAUAUCAUGCGCUCGCUGCUACAACGAGCAAAAUCAUAAGGCUCACUUAUUGCUUCGUGAUUUACAUAUUCAGUUUCAACCACCAGAGCUGCUUUUCUGUGAUAAUAAUGCUACUAUUCACAUUGCUUCGAACCCGUCUUUUCAUGAACGUACCAAGCACAUUGAGCUUGAUUGUCAUUUUGUUCGUGAAAAGAUCGUUGAAGGCAUCGUCAAGCUUCUGACUAUUCGUACAGAACUCCA